AUGGUCUACCCAUUCCAGCCUUGGUCAAGAGACCAGUCGAGCGUCCGCUCCUCGCUCAGCGAGGCCAGCUCCAGCAAUCACCAUGCAUACUACGAUCUCAGCUACAGCACAUACUCGCCCAUGUCGAGCAUGCCUCCGCCGCCGCCGCCACCGUCUCUCAACGACGACCUACUCGACAUCAACCCGCGAAAGUGCUCCUUCUCAUCCAACUCCAUGAACAACGCCUGUGCAUUCCCCUCAUGGCCCAACCGCCCGUCUCUCAUCAGCGCCUCCUCCGAGGGAUCCUCAGCCAGCGCCUACCUUUCCGAUGAGGACCUGUUCCCCGAUGGCCCCAUCACCCCAGAGCCGGUUGACGAGGAGUCGGCAGCCCACGACCCGCGCAUGGGCUCGACCAGCCUGACCACCGAGCAGCAGAUCCAGCUCCUCCGAGCCGCAGCUGAAGAGGAGGCCCAGCGCGCGCGCUUCCUCGCGCAGGUGCAAGCACAUGCCAAAGCCCAGCAGGCCAUCCGCGUUGCUCAACUUGCAGCCACCGAGAAGGAGUCGAGCAAGCGCACCAAGAAGCGCAAGCCGAUCGUGGCUGAGAAGAAGCGUCGCACCACCUCCCACUCCAAGACCGUCGUCUACCGCGCGUAG
Aspergillus calidoustus is the source of this 633-nucleotide messenger RNA. Lineage: Eukaryota; Fungi; Ascomycota; Eurotiomycetes; Eurotiales; Aspergillaceae. The record is from the annotation of a GenBank genome assembly.